Messenger RNA from Phaedon cochleariae (mustard beetle), 5725 nucleotides. The record is from the annotation of a GenBank genome assembly. NCBI's taxonomy places the organism in Eukaryota, Metazoa, Arthropoda, Insecta, Coleoptera, Chrysomelidae.
UGAGAAUUCAGUUUACCUUGAAACGCUUCCAGUGUUUGUGUUACGAAAUUCACGGAGAUUUCGUGCGUUGAAAUCACCACGAGCUUUGUAUUUUUUUCUCUCAAAGUGGUCGAUUUCGGGUUUGACUAGUUUCGGGGUGAUUCGAGUGGUUUUUCCACAGUUGGAGAGGAUUUAUUGUUGCAUCAUGGAAGUGAAAUAAGAAUCCAACAAUGCCAUCUCGUCACGUCUUGUCCCCGGCCCACCGACUUCCUGCCCGAUCCGGCAACGCCGCUCGCCUCGCCUCGCGAUGACCGUAUUCCGCCACCUGUCGGCGGGAUGACGGACUGGGAGGAGAUGUGGGCGCGAGCGCUCUCCAAACCGCCGACGUGCAGAUCGCUGCAAGAUCUGCAAGUGAUCUACUACGGCCUCAGCGGCCUGGAGGCGCUGCAGUCGCUCAGGGACGCCAGUUUGCGAGCGUUGUGCAAGGUGGUGCGCUACGAGAAGCAUCUGGCCAACGAUGUGCUCUAUUACACUGGAGAACUCUCGACAUGUUGGUACGUCCUACUAUCAGGAUCUGUUUUCAUCGAUGGAUCCAUGUUUUUACCAAGAUCCAGUUUUGGAAAACGGACUGGUGGUAGCGCUCGACGACAGAAUGAAUGUUUUGUCUUGGAACCAUCGGAGAUGAUUGUGAUUGACUAUCCAGAUAUAGAUCAAAGCAGGAGAGUUCAAAACUCGCCAGUGAUGGAUCAUCCUCAACAUAGAAGUAUCAACAUCAUGUUUGAAGACGCUUACGCGCCGAACGGGCCGCGACAGGCCGGCCUGUACCAGCACAAGUGCAGCCGCGGCUCCCAUUCGUCGGACACCAGUUCGGCGUACAGCGGCAGCGACACGAUGGCUUCGACGCACUCGGAGCUCGACGGCGACAGCGAGCUGGACCUGACCGGCCUGGUCGAGAGUCUCGUCGACAGCGACGAGGAGGACGAUCUGGCGGAGAGCAUGGACAGUCUGACGGUUAGAGACAGAGUGAGAGACUGCCUAGAAAAGGAGCCUGCAGAACGCACCGAGGACGACAUAGAAGCCCUCCUAGAAUUCACGCAACACCUGAAGGCAUUCACCAACAUGACGUUAGCCGUAAGAAGGGCCUUAUGCGCCGUGAUGGUAUUCGCCGUGGUAGAAAAGGCCGGCACGGUAGUGAUGAACGACGGCGAAGAACUGGACUCCUGGUCCGUGUUAGUCAACGGAUCGGUGGAGAUCGUGAUACCAGACGAGCCCAGCCAAACCUUGUACAUGGGCGACGCGUUCGGCAUCCUGCCCACCAUGGACAAACUGUAUCACAAGGGCGUCAUGAUCACCAAGUGCGAGGACUGUCAGUUCGUCUGCAUCACGCAGUCCGACUACUACAAGAUCCUGCACCAGGGCGAAGAGAACACCCGGAGGCACGAAGAGGACGGCAAGCUGGUGAUGGUGACCGAGCUGAGAGGCUCCGUCGAGCCGAGUAGCCACCGCCGCGGUCACGUGGUCAUCCGGGCUUCGGCCGAGCGGCUGAUGCAGCAGCUGAUCGAGGAGAACUCGCUGACCGACCCCACCUACGUGGAGGACUUCCUGCUGACGCACAGGGUGUUCAUCCAGAGCCCGCUUUCCGUGUGCGACCAGCUGUUGGAAUGGUUCAAGGACACCGAGGUGCGUGAUCGGGUCACCAGAGUGGUGUUGCUCUGGGUGAACAACCACUUCACCGACUUCGAGACCGAUCACGACAUGAUCGAGUUCUUGGAGACGUUCGAGCAGGGCUUGGAGGAUGAGAAGAUGGUGGGGCAGCUGAGGCUGCUCAAUAUUGCGUGCGCUGCUAAGGCUAGGAUUAGGAACGUGGUGCUGGCGAGGCCCAAUAGGGACGAGCCUCUCAGCUUCCAGAUACUGGGCGGAUUCGAGCGGAACUUCGGCAUCUUCAUCUCCAAGGUGGACAAGAAGUCCAAGGCCGAGGACGUGGGCCUGAAGCGGGGCGACCAGAUUAUGGAGGUGAACAACCACAGUUUCGAGCACAUGUCGAGCGCCAGAGCGCUGGAGAUCCUCAGAGGCACCACCCAUCUCAGCAUCACCGUCAAGUCCAAUCUGUUGCACUUCAAGGAGAUGCUCAACACGCCGGACAACUCGCCUAGGCCGAGGAGUCGGAAGGUGUCGGAGAUGGCCAAGAAUGAUCCGAGACCGAGGCUUUCCAGCAUCGAUGGCAACUUGAUUUUGAGCCAUGAUACGCCUGCGUCGCAACCGGUCAGCAUCCACAGUCCGGCUAAGGAGGGGAAGAAGUCGAGUUUCAUGACGCUGGGGAAGCUGCAGAAGGCUUUGAUGAAGAUGAAUUUCUUGCCGAAGAAUAUUAUAAAUGUUGGUAUGGGUCAGGACCAAGUUGACAGCUUCAACCCUCCUUCCAAUCUGGGUACAAACCUGUACCAGUCACAAAGCAACCCAGAUUUGAUGUCAAUUUACUAUGACGACCUUCGCUGUGCUGAUUAUCCUGAACAUGUUUUGAAAGUAUACAGACCCGAUCAAAGCUAUAAGUACCUACUAGUUCAUAAGGAGACGACCGCUCACGAAGUGGUGAUGCUCGCCCUGCAGGAAUUCGGGAUGACGGACCCGAGCAGCAACUUCAGCCUUUGCGAGGUCUCCGUCACCGAUAACCAGACCAUCAAGCAGAAACGUCUGCAAGACGAUCUGCAGAACCUGGCCGAACGGAUCGGCCUCAGCAGUCGCUAUUACCUGAAAACCAACGGAAUAACCGAAACCUUAGUACCUGACGAAAUGGCGCCCGAGCUGGUCCGAGAGAGCGCCGUUCACUUCCUGCAACUCAACGCCGUCGAAGUGGCCAUCCAGCUCACUCUGCAGGACUUCAGCAUCUUCAGGCAGAUCGAGCCGACCGAGUACAUCGACGACCUCUUUGAGCUAAAAUCGAAGUACGGCAAGCCGAUGUUGGAUAGGUUCGCGGCGUUGGUGAACAAAGAGACGUUCUGGGUGGUAUCCGAGGUGUGCUCGGAGCACAAUCCGGUGAGGAGGAUGAAGAUCAUCAAGCAGUUCGUCAAGGUGGCAAGACAAUGUAAAGAAUGCAAAAACUUCAACUCGAUGUUCGCCAUAGUCAGCGGUUUGGGACACGGGGCCGUUUCGAGGUUAAGACAAAGUUGGGAUAAAUUACCGGGAAAGUAUCAGCGCGUUUUCUCGGAAUUGCAACAGCUCAUGGAUCCUUCAAGAAACAUGAGCAAGUAUCGUCAACUAGUCAGCGCUGAACAGACACAACCUCCAAUCAUUCCUUUUUACCCGGUGGUGAAGAAAGACUUGACGUUCAUCCAUUUGGGCAACGAUUCCAAAGUGGAAGGCCUAAUAAAUUUCGAAAAAUUGCGGAUGAUAGCGAAAGAGGUGCGAUCGCUGAGCAACAUGUGCAGCAGUCCGUACGAUCUGCUCACCAUGCUCAAGUUAGGUGGACAGCCUCCCAGCAAUGCCAUGGUGGCUCUCAAUCAGCUCACCACUGCUUCUUCUCAAUAUCAUUGUCAAGGGCAAGCGACGGUAAAACGCCGAAAAAAAUCCACGGCCGCUCCCAAUCCGAAAAAGAUGUUCGAGGAAUCGCAGAUGGUGCGCCGCGUCAAGGCCUACUUGAACAACCUGCGCGUCGAGGUGGACGAGUCCAAGUUGCACGAGAUGUCGCUGGAGUGCGAGGGGCCCGCCCAGGCGACGGGGGGCGGCGGGGCGGGGCCCGGGGCAGCCAAGCCGAAGCGCCACCCCUCGCCGGCGCCAUCGACGACGAGCAGCACGAGCAGCGCGAGCGACGAGAGGAAACCGACGGCGAAGUUCGGUUCCGCGUCACCGCAAGCCGUACGGAAAUUAUUAGCAUUAUCGGAACCGAAUAAAACUAGGCCGCAUCAACCGCGUGUGCCCCCUGUACACGGAAUCGGUACGCAACCCAGUCCGGCCGUUAGGAGGGCACCUAGCGCCACAGGCAGUUACUCAAGUUACGGAUCUCACAGCUCAGGCAGCUCUGGCGCUGGUGGUAGAGCGAUGCACGAAAGGUCUCAUUCAGAUACUCCGACACCUCUGCCUUCUGUUGCUCUUUCGGCGGAAAGCAGUAGUGUCACGUCACUCAGUAACUUGCCAUUGAGAAAGACCGUUACUUCAGGUUCGGUCACCUCUUCAGACUCGGGUCACAGCACCCUCAGUCAGGUGACCAACAGCUCGAAUGACAGUCACGCGUACCAGUCGAGGUGUCAGAGUCCGCCGAAGCAUCCGCCUCCUAUACCAGGCUGGUUUCCCAACCGUACUGGUGCUAUGCCCCCUUGCCCCCAUGCUGUGGCCGUUUUACCCCCCUUACCCCAUGCUUUGCGUAAUGUCAAUGGUCCUGGUAGAAGACAACCGCCUGCAUACAAGGUAGCAGCACAGAUGGCGAGAAUGCAUAGGUUAGGUAGAGCACAUUCACACGAAGGCGUGACGCAAGGUUAUCAUUAUCACACCGAUCCGGAUACAGAUCAGGAUGAUGAAGAGACCCAAGUCUCGGCAGUGUGAAUAUUUUUCUAGCACUAACCAGUGAUUUUAAAUAUUGGCAAAAUAUAAGUAUUUAUUAAUGUUCCGCAUAUCAUCCUAACUAAUACUCAUGAUUCUGUCUAUUGUAUGUUUUAUGUGUAAGUAUAGGAUUGUGCAAGAGUUCUAAAGGUACUGAGGCAAAAGUACUAUAGCAUUCAAACAUAUAUUAUGACUAGACAAUUUCAAGACAUAGUAUUUUUGCCUCUGUGUACUGUACCUGACUAUCAUUUAGUUUUUUAUGACAAAAUAUCCAUUUUCUAUUUCUAUUACUACAACGUUUUAUUUAUGAUAGAAAAAAUAUUUCAUACAAUGUAAAUAUAGUUGAUUUCAUGAUUUUUUUAACUUCUUACCUCUUCUAUUAGAUCAAAAAAAUUUGUUUUAAUUUACGCUAUAAGAGAACCUUGAACUAUAGACAGGUAGUGAGUUUGUGAGAAGAAACACCUUUUUGAUUCCUUUUGAUUCAUGAUUGAGAGAGAGAACAUAAUAAGGAAAUAUACUUAUACUUUAUUUUCAUUAGUGAAGGAGAACUGAUUGGCUACUUACAAGGUUCAUGAGAAUUCAAACAAACUACCUCUCUAUAUAUUAGGGGCUCUAUUCAUUUGGUAUUUAUUUUCACAACUACAAUACAUUCCAUUGUUUUGUAGAUAAUCUCAAACUGAAUAUUUAUAUAAAUAUAUCUCGUAAUCUAUUCAGAUUUUAAUAUAAAUGGACGGUUUUUAUGUAAUGUGUGAAUCUAGGAAUUCUUACUCCUAUAUAUGGGAUUCAUAAGUAGACUGAAAAGUUGUAUAAAUGCUUAUUGUGAUUUAUUGAUGUCUAUCAUAUGGUCAUGUCUGAAGACUUUAACGUCUGAAACAGGAUCGGUUGAGAGUUGCUUAAUCUUGGUUGCAAUUUUUUUAGGUUUUGUGAUUGAACUAGUCGCUCAAUUUUGAAAAUCUUCGAUUGUAGUUUUUCAUGUACAAAUUAUUUUUGUAAUAAUUUGACUUAUAUGAUGGAGGAAAUACCACAAUCGAUGGAUUGUUCGAAUUUAUUUUGAUAUUACAAAUAUUAUUAGUUACAAGUGUAAUAUAUAAUUUGUAGUUUUAUUUCUGUAUAUUAGUGUACAAUCAGAUUUAUUUCAUUCAUAUUAAAUGGCUACAGAAAGUCUUGUCAUUUUAUCAUAAAUGUGGUACUUUCAAAUUUAAAAUAUACCUUCAAU